UUAAAAGCACAAAAAAUAAACAUCAACAAACUAUGUUCAAUAUCGUCGUGUUGUCAUAGCGCAUGUAGUGAAAUCUUAUCGACUAACGCAUCGGGAAACCUAUCGAGACCGGACAAAAAUCGUGCAAAUUUGUUGCUGGAAUAUCAUAUUGAUUUUGUUAAUAGAUUUUUUUACAAGCAAAGACCAUUUGCUACUUUGGCCGCAAAAAUGAAAAAAGAUAAGCAGAAAAAUAAUGGCCCCAUCGGGGAUAGCAAAACCGCAAUCGCCGAACUUGAUCCAUGGCCAGCAUAUAUUGAGGAACGCAAUGCUUUAUGGGAAACGUGUAAGGAAAAAUAUUUAUCUGAACUAGCCGCCAAGCCACGAAAUCCUAUAAAAAUUACUUUACCUGAUGGGAAAGAAAUAGAUGGUAUUUCUUGGGAGACUACACCCUAUGACGUGGCUAAGGGAAUUAGUCAGGGCUUGGCUGAUAAUACCGUUAUAGCAAAAAUUAAUGGCAGCGUUUGGGAUUUAGAUCGGGUAUUGGAGGGCGAUUGCACCCUGCAACUAUUAAAGUUUGAUGAUCCUGACGCUCAAGCCGUUUUUUGGCAUAGCUCAGCUCAUAUUAUGGGCGAAGCAAUGGAACGUAUUUAUGGUGGUCAUUUAUGCUACGGUCCACCAAUAGCUGAUGGUUUUUAUUAUGACAUGUAUCUGGAGGGAGAAGGCAUUUCCACCAACGAUUAUCCAGUUAUGGAAUCUUUGGUUAAACAAAUUGUUAAAGAGAAACAACCGUUUGAGCGUUUGGAAAUGAAGAAAGAAGAUCUCUUAGAAAUGUUUAAAUAUAACGAAUUCAAGUGUCGGAUUUUAAAUGAGAAAGUUAACACCGAUACUACAACCGUUUAUAAAUGUGGUCCAUUAAUUGAUUUAUGCCGUGGACCUCACGUACGUCAUACUGGUAAAGUGAAGGCUUUGAAAAUUACCAAAAAUUCCUCCACUUAUUGGGAAGGAAAAGCUGACGCUGAGACUUUGCAGCGCGUCUAUGGCAUUUCUUUUCCUGAUUCCAAGCAACUAAAAGAAUGGGAAAAACUGCAAGAAGAGGCAGCCAAACGUGAUCAUCGAAAAAUUGGACGUGAACAAGAACUAUUUUUCUUUCACGAAUUAUCACCUGGAUCAUGCUUUUUUCAACCCAGAGGAGCGCACAUCUAUAAUACUUUAAUGAAUUUUAUUAAAUCCGAAUAUCGGAAAAGAGGCUUUCAGGAGGUUAUUUCACCAAACAUUUAUAACUCGAAAUUGUGGGUUACAUCUGGCCACUGGCAACAUUAUGCCGAGAACAUGUUCUCUUUUGAAGCAGAAAAGGAAACAUUCGCCUUAAAGCCCAUGAAUUGCCCUGGUCAUUGCCUAAUGUUUGAUAAUCGUAACCGUUCUUGGCGUGAAUUACCUUUGCGUAUGGCAGACUUUGGCGUAUUGCAUCGCAAUGAAUUAUCAGGAGCCCUGACUGGUCUUACACGAGUGCGCCGGUUCCAGCAAGAUGAUGCCCACAUAUUUUGCGCUCCUGAUCAAAUUAAAAGUGAAAUGAAGGGUUGUUUAGACUUUUUACGUCAUGUAUACACUAUUUUCGGUUUCUCGUUCAAUUUGGUUCUCUCUACACGUCCGGAAAAGUAUUUAGGCGAACUGGAACAGUGGAAUGCCGCUGAGAAGGCUUUGGCAGAAUCUCUCGAUGAAUUCGGUUUACCUUGGAAAGAGAAUCCUGGUGAUGGAGCUUUUUAUGGACCGAAAAUCGAUAUUACUAUAAUGGAUGCUUUGAAAAGAGCUCAUCAGUGCGCCACUAUUCAAUUAGAUUUUCAGCUGCCUAUACGUUUCAAUUUGCAUUAUGUUGCCGAUGACGGUGAAAAGAAACGACCUGUAAUUAUACAUCGAGCUAUUUUAGGUUCGGUCGAGCGAAUGAUUGCCAUUCUGACAGAGAACUACGCUGGCAAAUGGCCUUUCUGGCUUUCGCCUCGACAAGUUAUGGUUGUACCAGUUGGUCCGCAUUUCGAUGAAUAUGCUCAAUCUGUACGCGAUCAAUUGCAUUGCGCUGGUUUUAUGGUCGAGGCCGACCUUGACGCCGGCGAUACAAUGAACAAAAAAAUACGCAAUGCCCAGUUGGCUCAAUUCAAUUUCAUUUUAGUUGUCGGCGAAAAGGAACGGUCUUCUGGCACAGUUAAUGUUCGUACCCGCGACAACAAAGUGCAUGGUGAAGUCUCUAUUCAGGAUCUUAUUGCAAAAUUACAAAAAAUUAAAGAUGAAUUCAUUACAAACGAGGACAGCUUUUAAAUUUUUAUAAUUUGAUAAGGAACAAAAUAGUGCGCCUUUCAGCUAAAUAAAUUUAUAUAA
Glossina fuscipes is the source of this 2349-nucleotide messenger RNA. It is a transcript of the gene ThrRS, whose product is annotated as threonine--tRNA ligase 1, cytoplasmic. Gene Ontology annotation, biological process: threonyl-tRNA aminoacylation. Lineage: Eukaryota; Metazoa; Arthropoda; Insecta; Diptera; Glossinidae. Gene Ontology annotation, cellular component: cytoplasm. The record is from RefSeq and is a predicted model, not a curated record. Gene Ontology annotation, molecular function: threonine-tRNA ligase activity; ATP binding. The transcript is spliced from 5 exons. The coding region runs from base 208 to 2289 and encodes 693 amino acids.